GUUGUGUUAAGGGACAUACAUGUUCGCAUUUACUAACUGCGAACAAGUAAUUUGGUCAAAAAAAGUCAACAACCAUGUUCGCAGUUAGUAAGUGCGAACAACUUAUUUGGUUUUUUAAUUUAGACGCUUACAUUUAAAAAUAAAUUAAUUUUACUAUUAAUGUUUUUUUUUAUAAUUAAUCUUAUUCAUUUCAAAAAUUUUCUCAAUUGUCAAUUGGAAUCAGAUCCCCCUUUUUUUCCCUGAUUUAAAAUUACAACUCAGAAACUUAAUCCCUAAGCUUUGCCAACCUCUUCCGUGAUCACCGCUUAUAAAAACAUCCCACCGAGUUCCAACGAUAAUCCCUCUCAUCUCUAUCAUCCCAAUUCACAAACACAAAUUCAAAAUUUUCUUCUUUUGAGUUAAUUAUUUUUCGUUUCCUUUUCUUAAUAAUAAUAAUAAUAAUAAUAAUAAUUUGUUGAUGGAAGAACAACGAGGAUUGAAAAUGGCAGGAAUAAGGGAAGAAGACGAUUCACAUACACAACAAAACAUCUUCUACGGCAUUGAAUUUAAUCUCUUACCUGAAGGAUGUAUCUCAUCUGUUUUUUCCUUCACUACUCCUCGUGAUGCCUGUCGUUUUGCUUCCAUCUCUGCUAUCUUGAAGUCUGCUGCUGAUUCUGAUUCUGUUUGGGACCGUUUUCUGCCCUCUGAUUGCCAUCUUUUUCUUGAGAAAGCCGUUACUGCUCAAUCUCUCUUCAAUUCUCUCUCAAAAAAGCAACUUUUUAUGCGUCUUGCUGAUUUUCCACUCCUUAUCGAUGACGGUGUUAUGAGUUUUUCGUUGGAUAAAUCAACUGGGAAGAAGUGUUUUAUGAUUUCUGCAAGAAAUCUCGCCAUUACAUGGAGUGAUACACCAAGAUAUUGGGCAUGGAAUCCCGACUCUAAGUCAAGGUUUUCUGAAGUUGCAGAGCUUGUUACUGUUUGCUGGCUUGAAAUAAAAGGGAAAAUGAAAACCUCUCUACUAUCGACAAACACGGAAUAUGCUGCUUACCUUGUUUUCAAGAUGAAACCUGAAGCCUUUGGGUUUUACACCCCGGUGGAGGUUGUAGUUCAAACUGCUGCCGGGAAAGUGGAAACGCGGGAUGUCUAUUUGGUGUCUCGAGAUAGGUACCAACUCAUACCGAGGAUAGGUAUUUUAAACCAGUUCUUGGCACCCGUAACAAGGUUGCGACAAGAUGAGAGAGAAGACGAGAUCAAGCUUCCAAAUGACCGAUUAGACGAGUGGCAGGAGAUCAAAAUUGGAGAGUUUUCGACUGGUGAAGAUGAAGAUGGAGAAGUGGAGUUUUCAGUAUUGGAGGUGAAGGCUGGGAAUUGGAAAGGUGGCUUGCUUGUUGAAGGAAUUGAGAUUAGACCAAAAUAUAAGGAAAUCUAAAAAUCAAUGGCACCUGAUAUAUAUUCCUCUCAUUUUGAACUUUUUGUAAAAAGAAUGAAAGGAAAAAUUAGGUUGAAGAUUAUGACAAUCGAAGCGAAAGAUAGAAAUGAGUGGUUAAGAAGAAAAGUAUAAAUUUGUAGAUGAAAUAUGAAAGUGAGAUCAUUACUAAAAGAAAAAAGCUUUAAAUGUAAAGUACUUUAAAAUAAAAAGAAUGUAGGGUAUAUUUUUUGAUUUUUUUAAUCUCUUGAGAAAUAAUUGUUCUAUACUUGACUGUAUUUUGUGUAAUUUUUUUUUUGUUGAUUAUGAAUUUCACCUUGUUAGUAU
This is a messenger RNA of Amaranthus tricolor (Joseph's coat), 1729 nucleotides long. Its product is annotated as putative F-box protein PP2-B12. NCBI's taxonomy places the organism in Eukaryota, Viridiplantae, Streptophyta, Magnoliopsida, Caryophyllales, Amaranthaceae. Bases 458 to 1405 code for a protein of 315 amino acids. The record is from RefSeq and is a predicted model, not a curated record. Gene Ontology annotation, molecular function: protein binding. The transcript is spliced from 3 exons.